AAGAUGGACAAGAAGAUAUUAUUUUUGUUUUUCUUCUGUAUUACUCUGCACUUAGCAACAAUCGUAUCUGCUCAACUUCAAGUUGGUUUCUACAAUACUAAAGCUAGAUGUCCAGCAGCAGAAACCAUAGUUCGAGAUACGGUGCGAACCCGGUUUUCAUCGGAUCGUACCAUCACAGCAGCAUUGCUGAGAAUGUAUUUUCAUGACUGCUUCGUGAGGGGUUGUGAUGCAUCGUUGUUGAUAGACUCCAAAAACACGAAGAAUAAAAAGUCAGAAAAAGAUGCAGGUGCAAAUGGAUCUGUAAGAGGAUACGAGUUGAUUGAUCAAAUAAAGAGUAAAUUAGAAGCUACAUGUCCUAAUACAGUGUCCUGUGCAGACAUCAUUGCAUUAGCUACUCGAGAUGCAGUUGCAUUAGCUGGAGGACCGGGCUAUAGUAUACCCACUGGCAGGCGCGAUGGGCUAGUAUCAGACCCAUCACAAGUGAACCUGCCAGGCCCUAGUAUAACAGUGCCACAAGCAAUUCAAAUUUUUCAAAGCAAAGGAUUUAAUGUGAAUGAAAUGGUGUCGCUUUUAGGUGGCCACACAGUGGGAAUUACACAUUGUAGUUUUAUUCAAGAGGAUAGGCUAUCGAGGGCGGAUGGAAGCAUGGAUACCAAAUUGUUUACUAGUCUUAAAAAGACGUGUAGUGCUAAUGGUGGCUCGCCUGUGUUCUUGGAUCAAAACACUUCAUUUGUCGUUGAUAACUCUUUUUACAAACAACUGAAAUUGAAGAAAGGAAUAUUGAAGAUUGAUCAGUUACUUGAAUCAGAUGGAUCAACUGCUGGGAUUGUGACGAAUUUUGCUUCUAAUCCAAAAGCCUUCCAACAGGCUUUCGCGAAUGCAUUGAUCAAGUUAGGUAACACUCAAGUUCUUGUGGGGAAAUCAGGUGAAGUCAGAAAAAAUUGUCGAGCAUUUAAUCCUCCUCCCAAAAUCACGAAAAAAUGA
This is a messenger RNA of Solanum stenotomum, 984 nucleotides long. RefSeq names its product peroxidase 44-like. Lineage: Eukaryota; Viridiplantae; Streptophyta; Magnoliopsida; Solanales; Solanaceae. The transcript has 2 exons. Gene Ontology annotation, molecular function: peroxidase activity; heme binding. Gene Ontology annotation, biological process: response to oxidative stress; hydrogen peroxide catabolic process. Bases 4 to 984 code for a protein of 326 amino acids. The record is from RefSeq and is a predicted model, not a curated record.